Homarus americanus (American lobster) is the source of this 5482-nucleotide messenger RNA. RefSeq names its product serum response factor homolog. The transcript has 2 exons. Lineage: Eukaryota; Metazoa; Arthropoda; Malacostraca; Decapoda; Nephropidae. The record is from RefSeq and is a predicted model, not a curated record. Gene Ontology annotation, biological process: positive regulation of transcription by RNA polymerase II. The coding region runs from base 140 to 1219 and encodes 359 amino acids. Gene Ontology annotation, molecular function: protein dimerization activity; RNA polymerase II cis-regulatory region sequence-specific DNA binding; DNA-binding transcription factor activity, RNA polymerase II-specific.
GUGUUUAUGUUCAGUCGUGUUGUGGCCGGGGACCGACCAGGAGUGAAUAUUUUCGUGGGUGUGGUGAGAACUUCGUGGUCGUGAUCAUUGCGUGUGCAGUUAAAUAUGUGUUUUCUGACCUUUUAGUGUUCUGUUCAAGAUGCAAAACCAGAGCCAUAACAACGUUGAAGACAAGUUUGGAAUGAAUUUCAGCGCCUUUGACCCCGAGCUGUUCUCACAGCCACACAUCGGCGCCGCAAUGGGCGGGAUGGGGAUUGGCAUGAAGCGCUCCGCCCACGAUGCAGGGCUGGACCGUGAACCAUUGGGUCUCUCCUCAGACGACGAUUCAGAUCUGCUAAAGAAAGACGACAAGAUGAACCCGUCGUCGAGCAGAGAGGCAAUGCUGCACCACCAGACCUCCCUCGUCGACAACCAGCAGUCCAAGACACUCCCCAACGGCAAGAAAACCAAGGGGCGAGUGAAAAUUAAGAUGGAGUUUAUCGACAACAAAUUGAGGAGAUAUACGACGUUCUCGAAGAGGAAGACCGGCAUUAUGAAGAAGGCGUAUGAGCUGUCGACGCUGACGGGGACGCAGGUGAUGCUUCUGGUGGCGAGUGAGACGGGGCACGUGUACACAUUCGCCACCAGGAAGCUGCAGCCCAUGAUCACCUCGGAGGCCGGCAAGGCCCUCAUCCAGACGUGCCUCAACAGCCCGGACCCGCCCCAGGUCUCCCAUCACCACGACCAGCGCAUGUCCGCCACCGGCUUCGAGGAGACGGAGCUCACAUACGCCGUCAACGAGGACGAGCACAAGGUCAGACAGAUGAUGUACUCGGCGCCCAUCAACUCCAUGCACCAGGGUGGCUCCAUGGCCUCGCCCUCCCACCACGCCGCAGCCGCCGCCGCCGCCGCCGCAGCCGCCCUCCAGACCCAUCACCACCAGCCCCAGUACCACCACCCACACCCCCCGCCCACCCCGCACCUCAGCACGCCCACCUCCACCCACCCAAUGAACCAUCACCACCACCACCUCACACAGUCCUCGCCUGGCCAUACGGGCCACACAGACCACACGGGCGUGGGCCUGCACCAACAUACUCACCUGGUGGGCCCCCAGACUCCCCUCCCCUCACACUCCCCUUUGCCCCCGCACUCCCCCAUGGGUGCGCCCUCACCCACUUCUCCCUACACAAGCCUGCACCAUCACCCUCACCACCACAUCCCCACUCACUCCCGGUAGGGGCGAGCCUGCUGCCCUCCACCCCAGUCCUACGCCCCCUCAACUCUAUGUCUUGCUACCAAUUCAUCGGAUUAUAACCGCAUGACAUGGGCGUGGGCGUGAGCGGGUGAGAGCGGCAGCACGGCGGCGGCGGCGGGCUGCACUCAGGUCCCAGAACCUGAAUGUGGGCCGCACCUGCCGGGCACUGAAGGGCUCGGGAACAACACCUCUGUUCACUCAGCUGACACUCGCCUCGUUAACCCGGCAGGUGUGUCGGUGAGUGUAGCUGCUGUAUCAGUUAAAGAAAACAACAGUUGGCAGUGUAGAAGACUUGAGUAGAGGAACUUCCCUGGAGCCCUUCACCAGCCCGAGAGCCUCAUGUUGUAGAUUGAUCUCAGUGUGAUGACUUGUGUGCCAUACAUGUACAAGCGGCAGCGGGACCACCGUCACUACCUGUGUGGCGCCCACCAUACUUACGUCUGUCAUAAGGGGAGCAGUGCACCAUCCUGGUGAGGGAUACAACCUUAUUCACCUCGGUGGGCUGCCAGGUAAAGUGCCGGUGGUCUCCGCCAGCCCUACAACUUCCCUGACGGUGGUUGUUUCCCCUGAUGUACGUGGCGGGGCAGUCCCGCUGUGUCUGGGUGCCCUCAGUACCUCUGUGGCCAGGUACUCCCAGGGAGCCCAGCCACCACGGGACCGCCCCGUCCUCACUCACCGCCUCUUGACACACCACAACCAUGACCACAUUUCUCCCUCUCGUGUCACUUAAAUUUUCCCUUGAAUGACAAAGUUGUGUUGAUAGAGUUCAAAAUGGGAGGGUGUGGCCCUGGUGUUGGUGUGUUUGGGGGCGGUUGCCACGUGGUGUUGUGGCCAAGCCGGCUGUGUCCACGUGCUUGUGAUACUCGCUGUCUGCAACCCAUUGUGAUUACUUGUUAAUGUAGAGUGGUAGUCCAGUGUGUGCUCCAAACUUGUCUUGUGCACGUCAAGCAUGUUGUUAUUUUGCUCGUCACACAUUCCCCAAGGAGUCCCUACCUCAGGAACACUUUUAAGUUGCCUUCCAUAACAGCGCCUCCACAUGCUUCCUCACCUUGGAUUGUUUCUGCCUAAAUAUUUCUCACCAGUGAUGAGGAGUGUAUUGUGUUGUGACCGCUCCCACUUGCCCCUCACAAGAGUCAACUGAGGCCUCGAAAUGUUCAGGGAAAUCGUAACAAGUUGGCGCAGCUUAUCAGGUGGGGAAUGAUUUUUUUUUUUUUUUUUUUUACUAAAGCCUUCAGCUUCUACGUAGGUGAAGGAGAUGAGGUUGUCAGCUAUUGAUUGUUUAUCGCGGGUGGAGCCACAGUGGUGAAUGGCGGAGCCUGUCAUGUGAACAUAUAAUGUUGAAGACAUGACCCGUGUGUAGCUUCAGUUGGCACAGCCUCACACAUGUCAAAAAGUUAACCCGGUUGUGCCAGGUCUGAGGACCCUGCUAGUGAGCAGUUUCAUGAUGAAGGACACGAGAGGUUCACUUCCUGUAUGUAAGGUUAUGAUGUAUAGUAGUCUUGUCCUCCCCAGCGCCCUCUUAUCACGGUGCUCUUGAUUGCUGGCUGUGGGAGGGAAGUGUAGUGUAGACCACCAGGGGGCCCCCCAGGGAAGGAGGCUCCUACCAGAAAGAGUGCCAUGCAUGGUUGCUGCGAGAGCGUGAGGUGUGAGAAUGGUUGUCGAGUAGUGACAGUAAGAUUUGUUGCGUCAUGAGGUGUGUUUGUGUCUGUGCGUUAUGUUGAAAUCUUUGAUGACCCUCCGUGGAGCCAUGACUGUGCCAAAGGUUAGUCCAGUAAUCGCAGUCGAGGCGGAACCAUGACUCAGCCCUGCCCAUAACCUGCCCUGCCUCAUGCCCAGCCCUGUCUCGUGCCCUGCCGUAAGACACUGAGCACCGGCUGGUCGCUAGAGGAAAAUUGAGGUGCCGGAGGCUGCGGUGUAAAUAAUGAGUGAAGACGUGUGUGUGUGUGUGUGUAGCAGGAUCACGUGAUGCAGGUUCUGUUGACACCUGCCGCCUUCCGCCUCAGUUAUCAUGCUCGUGCCUCGCCCUCUGCAGCCCCGCCCUGUGUGUGGUCACUGAGCCUGGUGGACCUGUGUGUGUGUCCUUGUGAUCACGUCCGGGAGCUUGUAGCAAUGCACGCAAUACCGCCACCCAGUAGGGUCGUCGUUGCUUAACCUUUCUCAACAGUGCAUGCAUAAUUGUGUAUACUUUGUUAGGGUGCAUGACUUGAGUGGUACCACAAGUGAGUGUGUUGAUGCCACGUCCGGGGUACCAGUGGUGGGUGUGUAGGUGAUGUGGGUAAGGCGCCAUACCUGAGCCCCCGCUCACCUCUCACGCCACCUAUUGUUGCACUUGCUUGACCCUGCAUUGUGUGGUGCCUUACACACGGUGCCCUGAAUGGAUAUUACUGUUGUUGUAUUGGUGAGUGCGAGGGCGUGUAUGUGUGUGAGUGCGUGUGUGUUGGGGGUGGGUGGGUGUGUGCACGUGUAGUGGCGUGGGCAGCAAGUGGACGCCGGCGCUCCUAGUACUGUAUUGGUAACGGUGGAGCGUGGCUGUGCGUCUCUACACAACCAAAUGUGAUGACUUAGUUGUUACGUCCCAGUGGUUCAUUACUGAUAUUGUUAGGCUUACAUAUUAUUAUUAUUGUCAUUAUUAUUAUUAUCAUUAUUAUUAUUAUUAUCAUUAUUAUUUUAGACUUACUGCACUGGUGAGACUCGUUCAUGUGCAUUAUUUGACAAAUGUCGCCUUAAAAAACUUUUUCUACUACUACUACUUUUAUAAAUUAUAUUUGUUCUGUUUGAGAGAGAUUAGACUGGAUGUGUUUCUAGUUGUUGUUGUGCCAUUAUUAAUGUCGCGUUGUAGGAGUGCGUGUAGCUGUAACAAUAAUGGUUGGUCUGUUCGUCUGGGCUGUUGUUGUACCACCCGAGAUGUCCCUCACUGGGGGCGGCGCCACCCACCCCACCCCACUACCACCACCACCACCACUCCUGCCUCCGCCCGACUGUCGCGAAGAAACCGCUCGCUCUUCGUGCUGGGAGGCGCUAAUAUUGUUUACAUUUUUUUAAGGAGUAUGAAUUGUAUUUUGAAAGGUGUUGGUGCUUCAUUUUAUGUUAAUGUUAGAUGACCAAAGUAAGUUGUGGGCGUGAUGUGGGUGUGGGGGCACCAGCGACGGGGUGUAGCAAGGAUAACUAGUCAGCGGACGUGGGUAACGCCAGCUUUAACCAGUCAAGCUCGCGGGGGUCGUGAGGGGCCGUGGAGGGUGUGUGAGGGGUGGGGGGCACCAACAGUCGCGUCGCCCCUCCCACCCAACAGCCGUGCUUUUUGAGGUCCCCAGCGACUUAGGUAGGAUGUGUGGCAUGACGGGACGAGAUCCAGCGCCGCCCUGCUGGACCUUGGUGGCCCGCCCCCGAAGGUGGCCUCCACAGGUUGGUGGCCUCUACUCUGGCCUCCAAUGUUACUGCUCUACUGUGUCGGUGCCCCGCAGCGUGCUGCAGGUCGCAGACGGUGCUGGUGGCCUCUAAGUCUAAGGUAUGGCUUCUCGUGUUGGUGGAGUCUACUGUACUGUGUGGCCUCACGAGCACCACACACGACUCAAGUGUUUACCGGAAGACCAGCGAAGCUUUACAGAGCAGCGCUGCCCCAGAACUUUUUACAUACGGCCGUAGUCUCACCGUCACCUCACCACAUUUGCUCGCCAGGUGUGGGCAAGUCUGGGCUGAGCGGCGGUGGCGGCAGCUAGAGAGGUAUGGAGCUACCACUAGUUCCUGCUGGUGGUGAGGCCAAAGGCAAGGGUAAACCGUGUGCUGCAGCCUGCGCAGGAUGCACUCACCGCCCGUCACCAUGGUGGAUGAUGACUCCUUCCACUACUGAUACACAACAGUGCCAUCCUGUAAGCCGCCCGGGGAAUUAUGCCACCCAUUAGUGCUGCCCCCCCUGGUUGGCCAAACGAUCUGUACAGAUCUUCAGGCUGCCCGACACAGUAUUGCCGACCAUAUAAUCAGUGCCACUCUUGUGAUGUGUGUCAGCCAGGGUCAGUGAUGCCACCCUCCGUCCGAGCAGGCGAGCGAGCCACGCCCUGCGCCCCGUGGUCAUGCCGAGCACAAACCGUGUACAUACAAUGUUUAAGUUUGUUAAUUAACUGUGUAGUGCAAUAGGUAACUUAUUGUAUUUUAGGAUUAUAUCUAAAUCUGGAUUGUAAAUACGAUUUGUUUUAUUAAUCUUGUACAAAUGCAACAGAAAGGUUUCCUAGUAAAGUCAUGCUAUCUGUA